UCCCGCCCGGAAGGAAAAUUUGAAGUGUUUUGAGAGCUUUUCCUUAAAUAUUGAUCAUGUAGCCGGAUAGUUUUUAAGCUUCACCUUUAUCAUUUCUCUUCAUGACUGUUUAGUAAAGACGAAAAACUUAUUCAAUGGACUCCAGGCGGCUCUCAGCACAUGCGAGUAACGCGAGCACAGAUUUCACCCAAAGCAUUGAGGAUGACCCAUUGAUCGAUGGGCCACUCAUAUCUCAGGGUGUGCUGGAGUCGGCCUUCAAAAGAGAGUUCCAAAGCCUGCCAACUACCUGGAUAGCGGGGAUACUUACAGUAGUACAUGUAGCAUACGUGAGUGUGUGUGUGGUCCUGGCGGUUCUGUGCUGGCUGACGGAUGAUCACUCUGCGGAGUGCAAAGCAGCGCUGAAUGGAGUGGACAGUCAGACCGUGGUCCUGCUUGGAAAGGUGGGCAUGUGGCUGCUGAUGUUCAUGUUUGAGCGAUGUGUACAGUACCACCACAAUGCAGUGAGGAGGAGAGGAUACCUUCAGUUCUACAGGACCACCAGAAACCUUAAACGCCUUCCGCUGCUCAUACACUCUGCAGGUAAUGCAGCAGUACUGGUGGUCAUCGCACCCUCCUCUCUGCUGGAUGAAAAAGUGAAAAAUCUUUCUGUGUAUCUGCUGCUGGUCAUCAUCUGUGUGGAACUGCUGAUGACCCUCAUAUGCCUCCUCGUAUAUACAGUACACGUGACCAGGUUUAACGCACAACGUCCAGGUCCAGAUAUCAGUGAAGAGGAGAGAUCUCACGCCUACUCCAAUGCCAGUGACACGCACACAGAGACAGGCUUCAGAGAUGGCUCCAGUCUUGAAGAGGUGGUGGAAAAACAAGCCGAUCUGAUUGAGUAUCUGAAGCAGCACAACACGCUCCUGAGCAAAAGAAUCCUCGCCCUGACCUCCCAGCAGAUCAGAGACUGAGAGCAGGAGGCAGAAAGUGAGCCUUUUCCUGUGUUUGAUUGUGUUUUUAAAUGAAAGUUUAUGGGCGUGUGUUCGUGAGUGAUCAUACGUUGACUGAUGGUGGUGGACACAGUUGACUGAUCUGAGGGCUUUUAGCGGGAAAAGAACAUCGGCAAGCUUUCCUUAACGCUUUUGUGUUCCCAUGGCAACAAGCCCUGUAAGGCAAUGGCUGCAGUAAAUAGACUCUUAUAGUCAUUCAUAUAAACUCAUGUUGACAGCGUACUGCUACGCAAGUACCCAUGAGGGUCCUGAAACCAAGUUAGUGCUCAGGUGGAAUGCUUCCCAAUAAAUUGUUCAAGGGUGGAGAAAUGGGAGAACUUUGGGGAAACUUGAUUUGAGUCUUGUCAGUUUUUUCAUUUUUGGGUUUUAGGUUUCUUUAUCACUGACCAGAGAUGUGAGCAUGUCUUCACUGUGUUUCCAAUUUGUUUUGUAGCUCUGCAGUGCACUGUACAAUAUCAAACUUUGUUUUUAGCCGUUGUCUUUGUACCCGUGUUCAAGUCUGACUGUGCCAGCUUCUCUAUGUUGUCAUUUUUCUUCUAAUAUUUAAUGCAAAGUUUUGUAUUUGUGUCUUUUUAAGGCAAAUGUGAAUUUUCUUUCACCAUAAUAAAAUCUGAUUUAUUUAACCUGUGAA
Messenger RNA from Colossoma macropomum (tambaqui), 1620 nucleotides. It is a transcript of the gene tmem192, whose product is annotated as transmembrane protein 192. The transcript has 6 exons. NCBI's taxonomy places the organism in Eukaryota, Metazoa, Chordata, Actinopteri, Characiformes, Serrasalmidae. The record is from RefSeq and is a predicted model, not a curated record. The coding region runs from base 135 to 950 and encodes 271 amino acids. Gene Ontology annotation, cellular component: lysosomal membrane; late endosome.